UCUCGCGGAAAGGCGGGCGGCCCUCGGCGGGCGGAGCGGUGGGGUCAAGGGGCGGUGCUGACUUCCCGCCUAUAGUACCGCCAUGGCGGCCUGCGCCUUUCGCAGGAGCAUCGCCCAUCAGCUCUCCGAAGUUUUGGAUUUGGCACCGGAGAACUUAAUGAAAUCCAUCUCUGCGGUUCCUGUCUCCAGAAAACGGCAUAAUGCUGAUUUCCAGUUUUCCAUUGCUUCCAUAGAAGAAGGCAGUUCUAGUGAUUACAUUGCACAAGAUCUUCAGCUUCGAGCACAGAAGCUAGCUGAGAAGCUGAAAUGUGAUGCUGUAGUGAGUGAAAUCAGCACUGGUCCAGGAACAGUGAACUUCACAAUAAACAGGGAAUUGCUAGCAAAGACUGUUCUGCAGCAGGUGCUGAAAGAUGGCACACGAUAUGGAACAAAAAGUGAACUUUUCUCUACUGUGCCUAAACAAAAGGCAGUGGUUGAGUUCAGCUCCCCUAACAUUGCCAAAAAGUUUCACAUAGGACACUUGCGUUCCACAAUCAUAGGAAAUUUUAUAGCAAAUCUCAAAGUUGCACUGGGACAUGAAGUAACAAGAAUAAAUUACCUUGGUGACUGGGGCAUGCAGUUCGGCUUACUAGGUGUGGGUUUCCAACGGUUUGGCGACAAAGAAAAGCUGAAAUCCAGUCCUUUACAGCACCUUUUUGAGGUGUAUGUGCAGAUUAACAAAGCAGCAGCAGAUGAAAACACAAAAAAGCUGGCCAAGGAUUUCUUUAAAAAGCUGGAGGAACAUGAUGAGCAGGCAUUGUCACUUUGGAAAGAAUUUAGAGACUUCAGUAUUAAGGAAUACACCCGAAUUUAUAAGCGUCUAGGAGUGCACUUUGAUGAGUAUUCUGGAGAAUCGUUUUAUCAAGAGAAAUCCCAGGAAGUUCUAAAGAUGUUGGAGGAUAAAGGGCUCCUUCAGAAAACAACAAAAGGGACCGGAGUUGUGGAUCUUUCAGAAAAGAAAGACCUCUCGUCACUUUCCACGGUCAUUCGUAGUGAUGGGACAUCUCUUUAUAUAACAAGAGACCUCGCUGCUGCCAUAGACCGAAUGAAUAAGUACAACUGGGAUACUAUGAUUUAUGUGACAGAUAGAAACCAAAGUAGUCACUUUCAACACUUGUUCCAAAUACUGAAGCUCAUGGGUUAUGACUGGGUAGGAAGGUGCCAGCACGUGUCUUUUGGGUUAGUCCAAGGGAUGAAGACUCGGAAAGGAGAAGUUGUUUUCCUGGAAGACGUUUUAGAUGAAGUUCGAUCAAGGAUGUUAGAAAACAUGGCUUCUGCAAAAACAACUAAAGAGGUAGAAGACCCUGUGGAAACAGCAGAGAAGGUUGGUCUUGCAGCACUAAUAAUUCAGGACUUCCGAGGCCUCCUCUCAUCUGAUUAUCAAUUCAGCUGGGAUCGAGCUCUUCAAAGUCGUGGAGAUACGGGAGUGUUCUUGCAGUACACCCAUGCCAGACUCCACAGACUAUCAGAGGAAUCCAGUUUGAGUGUUUCCAUCAAUUACAGUGCUCCUUUCAGAGUAUUUUUAACGCAGACGUGGAUAUGUGUCUUCAUAAGAGCAUGUAAGAUAUCUGCCUGGAUUAGACCAAAGUUCCAUACAACCUGGUAUUCCUUCUGAGACAAUGGUAGCCAGAAGUGGUAUUUAGGGAGCCCAGUUCCUUUCUCUAGCCUCUUCCUCCUAUAUUCCCUUAUCACCCAUACUUGUAAUAGAGGUGGUGACUGCCUCCCUAGUACUUUUAGCAUCAGAUUCUCAGCCUGCUCUCCAUCUGUCUCUAAUCCCUUUUUAAACUGGUUUAUACUGAACAUCUAGCACAAACUUUACAUUAUUUUUUAUCUUGAAUUGAAGUUAACUAGGCUUUCUUAAUAUUUCAUUCAGCUUGAGCAAAAUAUACCUACCUUUCUUCUCCAAAAUA
Messenger RNA from Meleagris gallopavo (turkey), 1949 nucleotides. RefSeq names its product arginyl-tRNA synthetase 2, mitochondrial (gene RARS2). Gene Ontology annotation, cellular component: mitochondrion; cytoplasm. Gene Ontology annotation, molecular function: arginine-tRNA ligase activity; ATP binding. The record is from RefSeq and is a predicted model, not a curated record. Gene Ontology annotation, biological process: arginyl-tRNA aminoacylation; mitochondrial translation. NCBI's taxonomy places the organism in Eukaryota, Metazoa, Chordata, Aves, Galliformes, Phasianidae.